AUGGCUCGACUGAUACCCGGCAUAACGCCAACACCCAUCCCUCGACGGGCUGACCCCCUGACCGACCUCACCCUGCUACUGAGCCGACUGCAGCGCACCAUCCUACAUGCCGACGCCGAGCGCGAAGCCCGGUUACGGGAGAGCGACUUUGAGAGGGAAAAGGCCCAUGCGAACAUCCACUAUGCGCGAUCGCUCCUCACAAAACUCGAGCAAGAAGCCUUGGCGAUCAAGAUCCAUUCCCGGCGACAGGAUGCCCAGGCCGAUCUGGUGCGGAAAAAGGAGGUGCUCGAUCAGCUAUCAGAACGCCUCAGCGAUCUAGCCGAGUUUGCGGCCGCGAUGAGUACCAGCCAGGGCGACCAUGAUGACGACACCUCCGAUGGGGAAGAUCUCUUGGCCGACAUAAUCGCGACACCAAGCGAGAGCAUGAACUCGACGACGUCGCCUGACAUGCCACCAGAAGAGCCCAACGAGCCAUCAGAUGAAUUACCAUCCCCUCUAGAACCGCCAUCACGCCCUCCGCCCGAAUCCACGCAGCAGCAAACAAACACAACCCGUCAACCCGAACAACCCUCUACCUCAACCCCCGCCUCAACCGCACCACAACCAGCAGCAACCACCACCACCACCACCACCACCCAAACCCUUCGCCCACGCCACCCCGAAGCAACCCCAUCCACCAUCAGCUCAUCCUCCUCAAACCCCCCACCGCAAGCCUCCUCCUCCUCCGCCACCACCUCCGCCCUCUUCUCCAACCACCGCCCAACCAACCACACCACCACCGCCAUCACCACCACAGAAGCGAUCCUGGACCACCAGCGCGCCGAGCAAGACGCCCUCUCCGAGUCCAUCCUCAAGCUCGCCUCCGACCUGAAAGCGUCCUCCAAAGCCUUCAGCGCGUCGCUGGACGAGGACCGCGAGGUGGUCGACCGCGCCGGCCAGGGCAUCACCCGCACCGGACAGAACAUGGAGGGGGUUACCCGGACGAUGGGCGCGCUGCAGCGGAUGACCGAAGGGGAGGGGUGGUGGGGCAGGAUGAGGCUGUAUGCGAUUGUGUAUGGGUUGAUGGUGGUGUUGGUGUUGGUGGUGUUUGCGUUGCCGAAGUUGAGGUUUUAG
Chaetomium globosum CBS 148.51 is the source of this 1113-nucleotide messenger RNA. RefSeq lists its product as uncharacterized. Gene Ontology annotation, cellular component: SNARE complex; endoplasmic reticulum. Bases 1 to 1113 code for a protein of 370 amino acids. The transcript has 2 exons. Gene Ontology annotation, biological process: retrograde vesicle-mediated transport, Golgi to endoplasmic reticulum. The record is from RefSeq and is a predicted model, not a curated record. Gene Ontology annotation, molecular function: SNAP receptor activity. Lineage: Eukaryota; Fungi; Ascomycota; Sordariomycetes; Sordariales; Chaetomiaceae.